AUGGGUUUAUUCACUUUCCUUUUGCUCUCUCUCUUAGGCCUAGCUUGUUACACCAGUGCAGAAAUCUCACCCCAGAUUGGAGUUUGCUACGGCCAACUGGAAAUCCUCAAAGCCCUCAAAGGCACCGACCUCCAAGUCUCUGUCAUGGUCCCUAAUGAGAUCAUCACCAACAUUUCCUCAAAUCAAACCUUGGCAGAUCAAUGGGUCCUCGCCAAUGUCGUCCCUUUCUACCCAGAAACCAUGAUCCGAUACCUAUUAGUCGGAAACGAAAUAUUGAGUCAACCCGAUACAACAACCUGGUUCAAUCUUGUACCGGCCAUGCGUAGAAUCAAAUACUCGGUCAAAAAAUACAAGCUCCAUAAGAUUAAAGUUGGGACGCCACUGGCUAUGGAUGUUUUAGAAUCAUCGUUUCCACCGUCUAACGGAACAUUUCGAUCCGAUGUAUCGGUGAAGGUCGUGAAACCAUUGUUACAGUUCUUGAACAGAACCAAGUCUUUCUUCUUCCUAGAUGUGUAUACAUUUUUCCCAUGGUCCUCUGAUCCCAUAAACAUCAAGCUUGACUACGCUCUGCUAAUGGCGAAGAACAUUACAUAUACCGAUCCGGUUUCGGGUUUAACAUACACCAACCUGCUCGAUCAAAUGCUUGACUCAGUUGUUUUCGCCAUGAAAAGACUCGGGUAUCCGAAUAUUCGACUUUUCAUUGCUGAAACGGGUUGGCCCAACGGCGGCGAUAUCGACCAGAUUGGCUGUAAUAUUUACAACGCCGCCACUUAUAACCGGAAUGUUGUGAAGAAACUAAUGUCGAAGCCGCCGGUUGGGACGCCGGCACGGCCUGGUACGGUUCUGCCGGCGUUUUUAUUCGCUUUGUACAAUGAGAACCAGAAGCCGGGUCCGGGUACGGAGCGACAUUUCGGGUUGUUGUACCCGAAUGAAAAGAAUGUGUAUGAGAUCGAUUUAUCUGCAAAGACGCCGGAAUCAGAGUAUAAACCGUUGCCGAUUCCGACGAAUAAUGAGCCUUACAAGGGGAAGAUAUGGUGUGUGGUGGCUAAAGGAGCGAAUCGGACGGAGUUGGCGUCGGCGUUGUCGUAUGCUUGUGGGCAGGGUAAUGGGACUUGUGACCCGAUUCAGCCCGGUGGGAAGUGUUACAAACCGAUAAAGUCUUUGGUCCGGCAUGCAAGUUUAGCUUUUAGUUCGUACUGGGCCCAGUUUAGGAAUGUUGGUGGGACUUGUUACUUCAAUGGGCUUGCUAUCCAGACCGCUAAAGACCCAAGUUAUGGAUCUUGCAAGUUCCCAAGUGUUACUCUUUGA
Molecule: messenger RNA, 1308 nt
Organism: Ilex paraguariensis (yerba mate)
Lineage: Eukaryota; Viridiplantae; Streptophyta; Magnoliopsida; Aquifoliales; Aquifoliaceae
Source: the annotation of a GenBank genome assembly